AUGGCCACAACAACAAGAGUUCAGAGCUUGGCCGAGAGUGGAAUAGAGAGUGUUCCACCUCAGUAUCUUUGGCCGGGACUUCACUCCACCAUCAACACCCUUUCUCCCACACAACUCCCCAAAGUUCUCCCGAUUGACUUACAAGGCUUGAGCACCCCCCAUCGGAAGGAAAAUAUCAUAGCAGAAAUUUCAAGUGCUACAGAAAAUUGGGGUUUCUUUGUGAUAGUUAAUCAUGGAAUCCCUGAAUCUAUCACUUCUUGUGUGCAAGAAGUGGUCAAUGCCUUCUUUGAGUUUCCUUUGGAAGAAAAGGAAUUGUACAAGGCAGAAGGAGGGAAUUCUAUCGGCUAUGGCAGCAAAGUGGGAACCUCCGGGGAUGCCAAAUUAGAGUGGAAAGACUAUUAUUAUAAUGUUGUCUGGCCUGCUACGCACAGAGACAUGAGCAAGUGA
Cryptomeria japonica (Japanese cedar) is the source of this 447-nucleotide messenger RNA. RefSeq names its product leucoanthocyanidin dioxygenase-like. NCBI's taxonomy places the organism in Eukaryota, Viridiplantae, Streptophyta, Pinopsida, Cupressales, Cupressaceae. The coding region runs from base 1 to 447 and encodes 148 amino acids. The transcript has a single exon. The record is from RefSeq and is a predicted model, not a curated record.